AUGCCGUCAGUAGCCAUGCCGCUCGAUGCAACGGAGAAAACCACAGAAGCACCGCAACCGGGAAGCUUGGCCAACGGCGUGGAUGUGUCGAAGGGCAAAGAUAUUCCCCGGCGGCUCAAACAGCAUUUGACCAGCCACAUCCGCGUCAACAUCCUCGCCGAAACCGAACUCCUGAUCCUCACAUUUUGCACGGGUAUCCAAGAUGCGACCACCUUCCCCGACUACCACUGCUUUGCUUCCAACCAAACAGGCAACACCGUUAUGCUUGCGAUGGCUGUCCUCCUACCUGAAAUAACACACAAGUUGUUUGUGACUGGAAACAUCGGCGUCUCUCUAGGCUGCUUCCUGGCGGCAGGGUGGGUGACGGGCCAGUUGGGCCAUGUCAUCGGACCACGGUCACGUCACUGGAUAGUAUUUUGCAACCUCUUUCAGACGAUACUGGUCUUCAUGGCGGCUGCCAUUCAGUACAAGUAUGGCAUCGAUCUGGAAAGCACCAAGACAUUGAUGAUCGUGGGAUUGCUUGCGCUCGCCGCUGGAAGUCAGGUGGUCUUGUCAAGGUCGCUGGCCAUCACCGAGAUCAGUACUGCCAUGGCAACGGCUGCGUGGGUCGACCUGAUAAUUGACAAGAACCUGUUCGCCCUCCACAACCGGGCUCGAACGCGUCGAGCGAGUUUCCUAGCGGCUCUGGUAGCAGGUGCUUUCCUCGGGGCAUAUGUGUAUCGAAGCUUGGAUUCAGCCUCUGCAAUAUUGCUGUCAGGGAUUGGCAAGCUGAUUGUGACGGUCAUGUUCCUGUUCAAUGACAGAGACAAGUCUGUUGAGUCUCAAGCCCUUGUGUAG
Messenger RNA from Capronia epimyces CBS 606.96, 837 nucleotides. RefSeq lists its product as uncharacterized. The transcript has a single exon. Lineage: Eukaryota; Fungi; Ascomycota; Eurotiomycetes; Chaetothyriales; Herpotrichiellaceae. The coding region runs from base 1 to 837 and encodes 278 amino acids. The record is from RefSeq and is a predicted model, not a curated record.